Molecule: messenger RNA, 1023 nt
Organism: Mercurialis annua (annual mercury)
Lineage: Eukaryota; Viridiplantae; Streptophyta; Magnoliopsida; Malpighiales; Euphorbiaceae
Product: NAC transcription factor 32-like
Exons: 3
Coding region: 64-855 (263 amino acids)
Biological process (GO): regulation of DNA-templated transcription
Molecular function (GO): DNA binding
Source: RefSeq, a predicted model, not a curated record
UUCCUUAGGUUGCUUAAACUUUUAAAUCUCUUUGAACUCGGUUUCGUUUUUCACAGCUGUAUUAUGGCAAACCAGCAAAUGCUGGAAGUUGUCAUAAAAACUCCUGACGAGGAUUACAACGUUGUUUCUAUGUAUGAUCCUACGGUUUCAGAAGAUGAGUAUUUUAAAUCGUUUCCUCCUGGUUACAAGUUCCAACCCUUUGAUGAAGAACUUGUUGUUUGUUAUCUCAAAAAGAAAAUUCUGAAUGAACCAUUGCCUCCAAACAGAAUCAGAGACGUUGAAUUGUAUGCCUUUAACCCUGACGAUCUUACAGCGAUAUAUGCUCCUAAUGGCGAGAAGCAAUGGUUCUUCUUCACUCCGAGACAUCGUAAGUACCCGAAUGGGGAUAGGCCGAGCAGAGCGGCGGGAAACGGCUACUGGAAGGCGACGGGAGCUGAUAAAGAGGUCGUGUAUGGCGGAAUUAAAGUCGGAUUCAGGAAGGCGUUAGUUUUCUACGUAGGAAAGGCUCCAAAGGGUGAUAAAACUGACUGGAUAAUGCAUGAAUUUAGAGUCAGUGAUCCUCCAAAAAGGAAGAGAGCUGGACCUGAGGAUAUGAAGCUUGAUGAUUGGGUCUUAUGUAGGAUCUACAAGAAGUCUGAUAGAUCCAAAGCUGCACGAGAUGCGGAACCUGAAGCCGAAAAAGAACCGGAACCUGGGGAAUUGGACGAGGAGCCUGUUGUGUCCUAUUGUGGUGAUAUUUUGCCCCUUGAUGGGUAUCAGGAUUAUCAAUAUUCUGGAUUUUUGGAUCAUCCAUAUCAUGGUCAAUUUAGUGACUACAAUGACCAUGACUCUUUUCCGUACUAUCCUAAACAAUAGUCUUUAGUUAGUUUUAGGUUUAGUUAGGCUUAUUCCUAGCUUUUUUUUUUACUUUCCAUCAGGUUUGUGUGGACUUUUUUUGGAUUUGUGGAUGUUUUUAUUUGGAUUUGUGGGACUUCUAAUAAUUUGUACAAAAUGGUUUUUUGGAUUGCUAUAUGUGCAUGUUCC